CACCACGAAAACCCCCCCUUACCAGCGCUGUUUACUUUAAUAGUGUUUUUAUAGACGGCGGAAGACGCGAUCAUCUGCGAUGUUUUGAUUACCGGGACACGUGGUUCUCCAGCUGGAUUUGGAGGAAUUUUCUGGGAAUUUUUUCAAAAGCCCACAGGUGGAGGACAUGAAGGUCUGUGGUGGCGCCUGGGCUCUUCUGAAAUCUCUCUGCUCUCCCAGCUGCUCCAGACUGGCCGGCUGGACCUCAUGCCAGGUCAGCCGCAGGAACACCAGCAGCCACGGGUCCUCAGACAGUCCUCGAGUUCUUAUCACAGGUGGACUGGGGCAGCUUGGUGUUGGACUGGCGCAAAUGCUGAGAGAGCAGUAUGGGAAAGAAAACGUGAUCCUGUCUGACAUCAAAAGACCUCCAGCGGACGUUUUCAACAUGGGUCCCUUCGUGUAUGCCGAUGUGCUGGACUAUAAAAACCUGCGGGAGCUGGUGGUGAAUAACCGGAUCACGUGGUUGGUGCAUUACAGUGCCCUGCUGAGUGCUGUGGGAGAGGCCAACGUCACACUAGCCAGGACCAUCAACAUCACAGGUUUGCAUAAUGUUUUAGAUCUGGCUCUGGAGAAUUGUCUGCGUCUCUUUGUGCCCAGCACCAUUGGGGCAUUUGGGCCUUCCUCCCCCAGAGACCCUGCCCCCGAUCUCUGCAUCCAGAGGCCUCGGACAAUCUACGGCGUCUCCAAAGUACACGGAGAGCUGAUGGGCGAGUAUCUCCACCAUAAAUAUGGCUUGGAUUUCCGCUGCCUGCGUUAUCCUGGAGUUAUCUCGGCCACAACGAAGCCCGGCGGAGGCACCACAGACUACGCCGUUCAGAUCUUUCAUGAUGCUCUCGGCAGCGGCCACCAUGAAUGCUACUUGCGCCCGCAGACACGUUUACCCAUGAUGCACAUCUCUGACUGCCAUCGGGCCACCAUAGAGUUCAUGCAAGCAGACGAGUGCCAGCUCUCCCUGCGCACCUACAACAUCGCAGCCAUAAGCUUCACACCUGAGGAGGUGGCAGCAGAGAUCCGUAAACAUGUACCACAACUGACGGUCACCUACAAACCCGACCCAGUCCGCCAGAACAUCGCGGACAGCUGGCCAAUGCGAUUCGACGACUCCAACGCUCGGCGGGACUGGGGCUGGAAGCCAGCCUACGGUCUCCCGGAGCUAGUCACGGACAUGCUGGACCGUGUCCAGAACAAGAGGACCAACGCUGGCCUGCCUGUUAGCUAGCAGUUUGGCUAUCUGCCUCUGACCACAUGGAUCACCAUCCCCCACCACGCUCACGGUAAAGGGGGGCUGUGUCUUCAAACCUGGACUUUUCACAUUAUUCCAGCCACUGAGAGUCUUCAACAUAAGCUAACCUUCUCAUCAGAGACUAGCACUACCUGUGGAUUCCUGACACUCACAGACACACACACAUACACUUUCCGGCAGCCUCGGCCUUUCUCUGGGAUUUACUCCCUAGAGAGUGGACCUUCUGUCCUGAGGGGAAUGGGCAGAAACUUUGGGCGCUAGUUCUUUUUGCGUAACAACGUCAUCAUGACCUCCUGAUUUCUCCGUCAUCUUUCCCUUUCUCAUAAAAGCUGUUACUGUAGCUCGCUGCAGUAGCUAGUGAAAUGACUGACUAGCAGCCAGGCUAAACAACGCGUUUCUGCUAAUGGGUUUGGCUAAUUAGAAGCCAAGCUAAACAAAGCGUUUCUGCUAACGAGUUUGGCUAAUUAGCAGCCAAGCUAAACAAAGCGUUUCUGCUAACGAGUUUGGCUAAUUAGCAGCCAAGCUAAACAAAGCGUUUCUGCUAACGAGUUUGGCUAAUUAGCAGCCAAGCUAAACACAAUGUUUCUGCUAACGAGUUUGGCUAAUUAGCAGCCAACCUAAACAAAGCAUUUCUGCUAAUGGGUUUGGCUAAUUAGCAGCCAAGAUAAACACAAUGUUUCUGCUAAUGAGUUUGGCUACUUAGCAGCCAAGCUAAACAAAGCGUUUCUGCUAAUGAGUUUGGCUUAUUAGCAGCCAAGCUAAACAGCGUUUCUGCUAAUGAGUUUGGCUAAUUAGCAGCCAAGCUAAACAUAGCGUUUCUGCUAAUGAGUUUGGCUAAUUAGCAGCCAAGCUAAACAAAGCAUUUCUACUAAUGAGUUUGGCUAAUUAGCAGCCAAGCUAAAUACAAUGUUUCUGCUAAUGAGUUUGGCUACUUAGCAGCCAAGCUAAACAAAGCGUUUCGGUUAAUGAGUUUGGCUAAUUAGCAGCCAAGCUAAACAGUGUUUCUGCUAAUGAAUUUGGCUAAUUAGCAGCCAAGCUAAACAAAGCGUUUCUGCUAAUGAGUUUGGCUAAUUAGCAGCCAAGCUAAACAUAGCAUUUCUGCUAAUGAGUUUCGCUCAUUAGCAGCCAAGCUAAACAAAGCGUUUCUGCUAAUGAGUUUAGCUAAUUAGCAGCCAAGCUAAACAGCGUUUCUGCUAAUGAGUUUGGCUAAUUAGCAGCCAAGCUAAACAAAGCAUUCCUGCUAAUGAGUUUGGCUAUUUAGCAGCCAAGCUAAACAAAGCGUUUCUGCUAAUGAGUUUGGCUAAUUAGCAGCCAAGCUAAACAAAGCAUUUCUGCUAAUGAGUUUGGCUAAUUAGCAGCCAAGCUAAACAUAGCAUUUCUGCUAAUGAGUUUGGCUAAUUAGCAGCCAAGCUAAACAAAGCGUUCCUGCUAAUGAGUUUGGCUAUUUAGCAGCCAAGCUAAACAAAGCGUUCCUGCUAAUGAGUUUGGCUAUUUAGCAGCCAAGCUAAACAAAGCAUUUCUGCUAAUGAGUUUGGCUAAUUAGCAGCCAAGCUAAACAUAGCAUUUCUGCUAAUGAGUUUGGCUACUUAGCAGCCAAGCUAAACAAAGCGUUUCUGUUAAUGAGUUUGGCUAAUUAGCAGCCAAGCUAAACAGUGUUUCUGCUAAUGAAUUUGGCUAAUUAGCAGCCAAGCUAAACAAAGCGUUUCUGCUAAUGAGUUUGGCUAAUUAGCAGCCAAGCUAAACAUAGCAUUUCUGCUAAUGAGUUUGGCUACUUAGCAGCCAAGCUAAACAAAGCGUUUCUGUUAAUGAGUUUGGCUAAUUAGCAGCCAAGCUAAACAGUGUUUCUACUAAUGAAUUUGGCUAAUUAGCAGCCAAGCUAAACAAAGCGUUUCUGCUAAUGAGUUUGGCUAAUUAGCAGCCAAGCUAAACAUAGCAUUUCUGCUAAUGAGUUUCGCUCAUUAGCAGCCAAGCUAAACAAAGCGUUUCUGCUAAUGAGUUUAGCUAAUUAGCAGCCAAGCUAAACAGCGUUUCUGCUAAUGAGUUUGGCUAAUUAGCAGCCAAGCUAAACAAAGCAUUCCUGCUAAUGAGUUUGGCUAUUUAGCAGCCAAGCUAAACAAAGCGUUUCUGCUAAUGAGUUUGGCUAAUUAGCAGCCAAGCUAAACAAAGCAUUUCUGCUAAUGAGUUUGGCUAAUUAGCAGCCAAGCUAAACAUAGCAUUUCUGCUAAUGAGUUUGGCUAAUUAGAAGCCAAGCUAAACAAAGCGUUCCUGCUAAUGAGUUUGGCUAUUUAGCAGCCAAGCUAAACAAAGCGUUCCUGCUAAUGAGUUUGGCUAUUUAGCAGCCAAGCUAAACAAAGCGUUUCUACUAAUGAGUUUGGCUAAUUAGCAGCCAAACUAAACAAAGCAUUUCUGCUAAUGAGUUUGGCUAAUUAGCAGCCAAGCUAAACAUAGCAUUUCUGCUAAUGAGUUUGGCUACUUAGCAGCCAAGCUAAACAAAGCAUUUCUGCUAAUGAGUUUGGCUAAUUAGCAGCCAAGCUAAACAUAGCGUUUCUGCUAAUGAGUUUGGCUAAUUAGCAGCCAAGCUAAACAAAGCGUUUCUGCUAAUGAGUUUGGCUAAUUAGCAGCCAAGCUAAACAAAGCGUUUCUGCUAAUGAGUUUGGCUAAUUAGCAGCCAAGCUAAACAUAGCGUUUCUGCUAAUGAAUUUGGCUAAUUAGCAGCCAAGCUAAACAUAGCGUUUCUGCUAAUGAAUUUGGCUAAUUAGCAGCCAAGCUAAACAUAGCGUUUCUGCUAAUGAAUUUGGCUAAUUAGCAGCCAAGCUAAACAGUGUUUCUGCUAAUGAGUUUGGCUAAUUAGCGUCCAGGUUAAGCUAGGCUUUUCUCCCCGUCACCUUUGCUAAAAGAACAUCUGGUUAAAGGAAAACAAGUGAAAAUGCUGUCCUGACUAACGAGACGUUAGCAGAAUCGAGUGAAGCUAAUGUUGCGUGCUAAAGUGAUCACAACCUCCCGACACCUCUGUCUUUUUCUCUCUCCCGUCAACUCAUAAUUCAGGGCCGCAUCCACCUUUUCCCGUUUUCCCAUUCUGCUUUCGCUCACAGUUGACAAAUUCUGGUUGUCUUGGUCAGUUGGUUUGAUUCGGCUGCUGCAGUGUACCCAUUCCCUGUGACCUCAGAAAGCCGUCACUGGCCAUCGGGCCGACGGUAACAUUGUCUUAAGCGUGCUGACCAGAGUGCUGUGUUACCGGUGGGGAUUUUUAGGGUUUGGCUCCGGGUGCUUCUCUUAAACCCAGUUGUUCCUCUUCACGAUCUUAUCUGGUUCGAGGCCUUAUUUAUUCAUUCAUUUAUUUAUUUGUUUUAUAGCAUUUUAAGGGCUGUAGACCUUCUAUUAGCUUAGUUUGGUGGUGUGGUUUAGCUAUAUCAAGUUAUAUCAUGGCCUGUGUAUCUAUAUACUUCAGUUAGAGCAUGCCAGCAAAUGCAAAGACAAAAUGAGACAGGAGUCAGACGGUCUUUAUGCUCUUAUAAUGUAAAGGUAUGUAAACAGGUGCCAUCUAGUUCAGACCUACAGGCCUCUGUAACAUAUCGUGUCAUACUGGAUAAACACCAAAAAGCUGCCUUGUAUCUCGCUGUUCCUCUUCCACUGGCAAAACGUCAGCCUUUCAGGCCAAAGUCCAAACUAUUUCCUUCUGUUCUUCUGUCUGGUGGUUCUAAACGUGACUAGGAUAAUAGAAGUAUCUCUUUUUUUUAUUCAGUUUUCAAAGUAAAUCUCACGCAAGCAAAUGCGUGCUCUAUCUUUUUUCUCCGUCUUGCUCUCGCCAAUGGCUGGGUACAAUGUAGACAGUCAAUAUCCAUUUGUUGUGAGUCCAGCUCACGAUAAGACAACACUGCAAAAGCAGUCAGACAUCAAAUCCUUAUGCUGGCCCAGGCUAGGAGGCCAAACUAGAGAGCGCUGCGGCUGAGGUCAGUCCCAUUUCAGGUCAGCCAGUUCAGAAGAUGAACCUAAUUCAUGCAGUUCACAACCAACCAACCUGCUCAAUAUUGCAAUUCAGAAUCCGAGUGGCAGGAUUCAGGCUGGAGCAUCUCCCGGACAGCCUGAGAAGAGAUGACGCUGAAUCGGCCUCGGAGGAACACAAGACAGUCAACUUCACGUUGAAACACUCUCUCUGUCUUCAUCAAUGGGGUGUGAUUUUUUUUUGGGGGGGGGGGCAAAAUGUGUUGAAAUAAGCCUUAAUGCUCCAUUAAUGUUUCAUCUUGAAGGCAAAUCAGUUAAACAUUCCCAUGCCGAAUUGGUGGACAAUAUUGCAGUGCAAGUUUAU
Pygocentrus nattereri (red-bellied piranha) is the source of this 5588-nucleotide messenger RNA. It is a transcript of the gene tdh2, whose product is annotated as L-threonine dehydrogenase 2. The transcript has 9 exons. Gene Ontology annotation, biological process: L-threonine catabolic process. Lineage: Eukaryota; Metazoa; Chordata; Actinopteri; Characiformes; Serrasalmidae. The record is from RefSeq and is a predicted model, not a curated record. Gene Ontology annotation, molecular function: L-threonine 3-dehydrogenase activity. Bases 167 to 1258 code for a protein of 363 amino acids.